AUGUCGUUCCCUACCUCCACCAAAGCUGCUCUCCUCCAAGAGCCCUUCGCCAAACACACCAUCUCUCACAGAUCACUCUCCGCAUUAAAGCCCGGCGAGAUCGGAAUCAAAAUCGCCGCCACAGCCGUCAACCCCGUCGACUGGAAGAUCCGAGACCACAACACCUUCCUCCCCUCAUACCCCGCAGUCCUCGGGUCCGACGCCGCAGGCACCAUCACCGCAGUAGGACCCAAUGUAUCCGGGUUCAAAGAAGGCGACCGAGUGUUUUUCCAAGGAAUCAUCGGAACCUAUGACUCCUCCACCUUCCAACAAUAUUGCAAAAUGCCAGCUGAGCUGGUCUCCAAAACACCAGAUAAUAUCACCGACCAGCAGGCAGCAGGUAUAGGGCUAGCGACAAUGGCCGUCGUUACUGCAUUUUACCAUUCAACAGGCCACGGCUUGAUUCCACCAUGGGAAAGAGAAGGCGAAAAGGCCGGUCAGGGAAAAGCAAUUGUGAUUCUCGGCGGUGCUUCGUCUGUCGGUCAAUAUGCAACUCAACUAGCCAGACUGUCUGGGUUCGAGCGUAUAAUCACGAAUGCAAGCCUCACAAACCAUGAGUUUUUGCAUAGUCUCGGUGCACAUGUUGUGCUUGAUCGGAGUCAGUCUGAUGCUGCGUCGUUCGCGUCUGCUCUUGGUGAUGUGCCUUUGAUGUUUGUCUUUGAUGCUAUUUCGGCGAAGUCGACGCAAGUGCUCGGUGUGCAGAUCAUUCAGGAAUCGAAAAGUGAGGGGAGUGAGCUCGUUACUGUAUAUGUUGUUCGGCCGGAGGCUAUUGAUGCGGAUGCGAUUGCGCUUGGUCAGAGCAAGGAGCCAAAGGUCGAUAUCAAGCAGAUUCUGGGGAUUGGGAGUGCUCCUGACCUGCGUUAUCUAAGUGAACCUAUGGCGAAGGCUUUGACUGAGUGGAUUGCUAGUGGACUGUUUGUUCCUAACAGGCCUCUUGUGGUACCUGGGGGAUUGGGUGCAGUAGAGGAGGCAUUGGCUUUGAACAAACAAGGCGUGUCGGGUCAGAAAGUUGUGUUUUGUCCUUGGGAGUGA
Penicillium brevicompactum is the source of this 1071-nucleotide messenger RNA. RefSeq names its product zinc-binding alcohol dehydrogenase family protein. Gene Ontology annotation, molecular function: oxidoreductase activity, acting on NAD(P)H. NCBI's taxonomy places the organism in Eukaryota, Fungi, Ascomycota, Eurotiomycetes, Eurotiales, Aspergillaceae. The transcript has a single exon. The record is from RefSeq and is a predicted model, not a curated record. Bases 1 to 1071 code for a protein of 356 amino acids.